AUGGCCAAGGACGGCCAAAAUGACGAGCUCCGCCACGCCGGCAUCAUCGACAUGCAGUUCAAGAGGGUGUCGUGCCAGUACCCGGGGUUGUUGGUGACGUUCCACGUGGAGCAGGGGUCGAACCCGAACUACCUAGCGUUCCUCGUGGAGUACGAGAACGGUGACGGCGAUGUGGCUCAGGUGGACCUCAUGGAGUCGCGAUCGGAGAAUGGUGAGCCGACGGGGGUCUGGAGGCCCAUGAAGGAGUCGUGGGGCUCCAUCUGGCGGCUCGACACGCAUCGCCCACUGCAGGGGCCCUUUUCGCUGCAAGUCACAAACGAGUCCGACAAGUCGCUCGUCGUCGAGCAAGUCAUCCCCGCCAACUAGCAGCCCGAC
This is a messenger RNA of Hordeum vulgare subsp. vulgare (domesticated barley), 375 nucleotides long. Its product is annotated as expansin-B7-like. The record is from RefSeq and is a predicted model, not a curated record. NCBI's taxonomy places the organism in Eukaryota, Viridiplantae, Streptophyta, Magnoliopsida, Poales, Poaceae. The transcript has 2 exons. Gene Ontology annotation, biological process: sexual reproduction. Gene Ontology annotation, cellular component: extracellular region. Bases 1 to 366 code for a protein of 121 amino acids.